This is a messenger RNA of Cicer arietinum (chickpea), 1247 nucleotides long. Its product is annotated as protein neprosin-like. NCBI's taxonomy places the organism in Eukaryota, Viridiplantae, Streptophyta, Magnoliopsida, Fabales, Fabaceae. The record is from RefSeq and is a predicted model, not a curated record.
CACACACAAAAUGUAUUCCUCCAAACAAAAAAUGGCUUUGAUGAAUAGUGAGAUGAUGUUUCUCUUUGUAGUUCUUAUAAUAAGUUUGAGCAUAUCAUGCUAUGAAGUUGGUGCCCGGAACAUCAAUGGUACUCCUACAAAAUCACAGGAAACAAUGGAUAGUGACUUUGAGUGUGUUGGUAUAUACAAACAACCUUCUCUUAAACAUCCUUUACUAAAAAAUCACAAAAUUCAGCAUAGGCCAAGUUUCGCAAGAGACAUAGUUAUGGACCGUUUUAAAAUUAGAAGAUGUCCACUGGGAAGUGUGCCUAUUCACAGGAGAAAAGUAAGGCAACAAAUAAACAUUACUUCAAAAUCACAACUUCAACAUUUUCAUCAAUAUUCCCAAAGUAAUCCUGGUCAUCACUUUGCUACCUUGGAUACAACUCAAGCUACGACAUAUCAUGGAGCAAGUGCAAAGAUAACUAUAUAUAAUCUAACGUUACAACAGAACCAAUAUAGCAUGUCCCAAAUUUGGCUUCAAAACGGUCCUCCUUCAGAACUCAAUGUUAUUAAAGUUGGAUCUGGUGUUGAUCCAGGCUACUAUGGAGACACGCAAACAAGAAUUACUGGCUUCUGGACAGUGGAUAAUUUUCAAAAGACAGGUUGCAUAAAUUAUAAUGCACAUUGCUCAGGUUUUGUGCAAGUCGAUCCAAAUGUUUUCCUUGGAGCAGCCAUCUCGCCAACAUCUGUAAUUGGAUCACGAUCCCAACAAUUCUUUUCUCCUUUUCUUGUCAAACAGGAUCAAAAUACUGGGCAUUGGUGGUUAAGUGCACAUGAUAAUAAAUCAGGGUAUCUAAACAUUGGAUAUUGGCCAAAGGAAAUAUUAACUCAUUUGAACCAAGGUGCUUCUUUGGUUAGAUUUGGUGGUGAAACUUUUACUCCUCCUAAUAAUAUGAAUAGUCCUCCAAUGGGUAGUGGAAUGUUGCCACAAACUCAUUUUGGUAGCUCAGCUUACAUGUCAAAUCUUGAAUUAUUUGACUCAAAUUACAAUUCAAUUAGUGUUGAACCUGAAUUCGUGACCAAAAAUGUUGACACCAACUCCAAUUGCUAUGAUUUGUUGUACAAUGGGGACCAAGGGAGUGUGUUUCAGCAAGCAUUUCUCUUUGGUGGGCCAGGAGGUCAAUGUGGUGUAUGAUUCUUUUAGAGCUACUUUUAUCCUAUGUUUCUAAAAUUUUAUAAUUAUGUUUCGAAAUUAUAUUCUUCUA